AUGGCCAGCAUCAACAUUAGGGUGCAGAAUCUCGAGCAGCCCAUGGACGUUGCCGAAUACCUCUUUCGGCGUCUCCACGAAAUUGGCAUUCGCUCCAUCCAUGGCCUUCCAGGCGAUUACAACCUCCUUGCCCUCGACUAUCUGCCAUCGUGUGGCCUGAGAUGGGUCGGCAGCGUCAACGAACUCAAUGCUGCUUAUGCUGCUGAUGGCUAUGCUCGUGUCAAGCAGAUGGGAGCUCUCAUCACCACUUUUGGAGUGGGAGAGCUCUCAGCCAUCAAUGGCGUUGCCGGUGCCUUUUCGGAACACGUCCCAGUCGUUCACAUCGUCGGCUGCCCUUCCACCGUUUCGCAGCGAAACGGCAUGCUCCUCCACCACACGCUCGGAAACGGUGACUUCAACAUCUUUGCCAACAUGAGCGCUCAAAUAUCCUGCGAAGUGGCCAAGCUCACCAAUCCCAACGAAAUCGCUACCCAGAUCGACCAUGCCCUUCGAGUUUGCUUCAUUCGUUCUCGACCCGUCUACAUUAUGCUUCCUACCGAUAUGGUCCAGGCAAAGGUAGAAGGCGCCAGGCUCAAGGAGCCAAUUGAUUUGUCGGAGCCUCCAAAUGAUCCCGAGAGCGAAGCAUACGUCGUUGAUGUUGUUCUCAAGUAUCUGCGUGCUGCAAAGAACCCUGUCAUCCUUGUCGAUGCUUGUGCUAUCCGUCAUCGUGUUCUUGAUGAGGUUCAUGAUCUCAUCGAAAAGACAAAUCUCCCCGUCUUUGUCACUCCCAUGGGUAAAGGUGCUGUUAACGAAGAACACCCAACAUAUGGCGGUGUCUAUGCCGGUGACGGCUCACAUCCGCCUCAAGUUAAGGACAUGGUUGAGUCUUCCGAUUUGAUAUUGACAAUCGGUGCCCUCAAGAGCGACUUCAACACUGCUGGUUUCUCUUACCGCACCUCACAGCUGAACACGAUUGAUCUACACAGCGAUCACUGCAUUGUCAAAUAUUCGACCUAUCCAGGUGUCCAGAUGAGGGGUGUGCUGCGACAAGUGAUCAAGCAGCUCGAUGCAUCUGAGAUCAAUGCUCAGCCAGCACCAGUUGUCGAGAAUGAAGUGACCAAGAACCGAGAUAACUCACCCGUUAUUACACAGGCUUUCUUCUGGCCGCGCGUUGGAGAAUUCCUAAAAAAGAACGACAUUGUCAUCACCGAGACUGGAACAGCCAACUUUGGUAUCUGGGAUACUAAAUUCCCCUCUGGCGUUACUGCACUUUCUCAAGUCCUUUGGGGAAGCAUUGGCUGGUCUGUUGGUGCCUGCCAAGGAGCUGUUCUUGCGGCUGCCGAUGACAAUAGCGACCGCAGAACAAUCCUCUUUGUUGGUGACGGCUCAUUCCAGCUCACUGCUCAAGAAUUGAGCACAAUGAUUCGUCUCAAGUUGAAGCCUAUCAUCUUUGUCAUCUGCAACGAUGGCUUUACCAUUGAACGUUUCAUUCACGGCAUGGAAGCCGAGUACAACGACAUUGCAAACUGGGAUUUCAAGGCUCUAGUUGACGUCUUUGGCGGAUCCAAGACGGCCAAGAAGUUCGCCGUCAAGACCAAGGACGAGCUAGACAGUCUCCUCACAGACCCUACCUUUAACGCCGCAGAAUGUCUCCAGUUUGUCGAGCUAUAUAUGCCCAAAGAAGAUGCUCCUCGAGCAUUGAUCAUGACGGCAGAAGCCAGUGCGAGGAACAAUGCCAAGACAGAACCUGAUAAAUAUGGAUCAAGGCAGGAGGGUACAGCUGGAAGAUGGAAGACACCGGCUCAAAAGGCAAAGUAUGCCGGCAGAGUGGAAAUGGGCACCGCGCUCGACGUGGGCGAUGAAGGCAUUUGGGUCACCUAUGCCAGAGGUAUGAAGGGCAAAGCGGUCCGAGAGUUUACGGCCAUGUGCGAAGAGUAUGGUGAAAAGAUGUACGGCAUCAAGCCACCAGUCGACGCCUCAGAGGCACACGCCCAGUCAGGAGAUGAAGCAGAAGACAUCGAGGCGUCCAUCCAGAAGGAGCUUGACGCGAUGAAGGAGUCUCGGAAGCCGAAAGAACGAAGGGUCUUCUCGCCGGUAGCAGUUGGCAUCGAGUGCGUCUUCUUCAUGAAGACGAUGAAGCCGGUGGACCCGUAUCAGCUGGUCCUCCGGAUCUGCAGAGAUGCGCAAGAGUGCCCCAGCCCGAAGGACCGCAAGUGCAAGUACAUUAACCGGCUGACGCCAGUGAUGGACACGGAUAAGGCGACGGAGAAGGGGAUUCAACGGGUGGCGUGGAAAGUUCUUGCGUCGUUUUUCAGCUUGAAUGAGGAAGAGAAGGAGGGAGAGGACGAGGAGAAGGACGAGGAGAAACUGAAAGCAGAAGGCUCAGAUGAAAAGGCGGAAGAAGUAAAAGAGACGGCUCAACCACUUGAGCCGACGCCAGAAGCCCAGCAAGCCGAGGUAUCUCCCGCUUUUACUAAUGAGCAGUAUGCCAUCCGACACACUAUGAGAAAUCACACCAUUCUCAAAUCAGAAGCAGUCAUCAAGAUGAUUGCCGGCAUGGUCAAGCCCGAGCACAAAGUCAACCUCAGAACCCCAGACAAGGUCAUCCUCGUCGAGAUAUUCCAGAUGUUUUGUGGUAUCUCUGUCGUCGACGGCAAGGAGUGGGAGGAGCUGAAGCGGUAUAACAUCAAUGCACUCUAUGACAUGACGGGCGAGCAGAAGAGUGGAAACCCAGGAAAGACCACGAAGGAGGAGAUGAAGGAGGAGACGAAAGAAGAGUAG
Trichoderma gamsii is the source of this 2760-nucleotide messenger RNA. RefSeq names its product pyruvate decarboxylase. NCBI's taxonomy places the organism in Eukaryota, Fungi, Ascomycota, Sordariomycetes, Hypocreales, Hypocreaceae. Gene Ontology annotation, molecular function: carboxy-lyase activity; thiamine pyrophosphate binding; magnesium ion binding. Gene Ontology annotation, biological process: tRNA modification. Bases 1 to 2760 code for a protein of 919 amino acids. The transcript has 9 exons. The record is from RefSeq and is a predicted model, not a curated record.